AUGGCUUCGCCCGCGAUUCCUCGCAAGCGGCGUCGAGCGUCGUCUGCAGAUUCUGGCGCCAACCAGUUUGCGUCCGAACAGCUCGCGGUCCUCCCAAAGCCCAUCAAAUUGAACCCAGGCAGCCACAUUGCGACAGAAGACAUCCGAUUCAUACUCUCCUAUCUACCCCUUGACACCGUCAUCGACAAGUUCACAUCUGUGGUCUCUGAUAACCAAUCUCAAGCCUGGAAGAUCGCCGAGCGCUUCAACGAUUUCAUCAUCCCACGGAAGAUUGAGUGCGCGAGAAACGGCGACGUAGAGGGUUUCGAAUCCCUUCCGGGUCCCUUUGUCAGAUCUGCUUCACUUAGCCAUCUGUCUGCCGCAAUCGUGUCGUCGAUGCUCUCUCAUUUACCUCCCUUCACGGUCGCCGAUAUGUUUGCUUCUGUCAUUCCUUCCGAUCAGAGCCUGGGCUGGACGAUUGCCCGGCGGUUCAACGGUCAUGUUAUCAGGCGCAAAUGGGAGCUUACAAAGCUAGUCGAGGACAAGGCGGCCCGUGGCAUGCCCGAGACUCCAGCCAGGAAGACUGUGAGCAUUUACAGAGGUAGAGACCUCUAUAUCAUUGACGUCCAGGAUGUAGUUGACCGUCUGAACUCACCUUCCUGGAACGGAAACGACUCUACCCGCGAGUUUAGCGAUGAGGAGAUGGAGUGGAUCACCAAAUACGUGUUGCCGCUUGGAGUUUGUCAAGAUAAGCGCGAGUAA
Sordaria macrospora k-hell is the source of this 741-nucleotide messenger RNA. RefSeq lists its product as uncharacterized. NCBI's taxonomy places the organism in Eukaryota, Fungi, Ascomycota, Sordariomycetes, Sordariales, Sordariaceae. The record is from RefSeq and is a predicted model, not a curated record.